Molecule: messenger RNA, 7865 nt
Organism: Oncorhynchus kisutch (coho salmon)
Lineage: Eukaryota; Metazoa; Chordata; Actinopteri; Salmoniformes; Salmonidae
Product: BRCA1 interacting helicase 1
Exons: 22
Coding region: 154-4884 (1576 amino acids)
Biological process (GO): double-strand break repair involved in meiotic recombination; nucleotide-excision repair
Cellular component (GO): nucleus
Molecular function (GO): hydrolase activity, acting on acid anhydrides, in phosphorus-containing anhydrides; DNA binding; DNA helicase activity
Source: RefSeq, a predicted model, not a curated record
AUCUGAUUGGUUUGUGGGACUUGCUUACACGGCGGGAACUUCUAGCUAGCUAGUCAGGUAUGUUUACAGUUAGCUAACAAGCGGUGUAUAUCAAAUUUGUAGCUACAAAGAUUUUUUUUUCAGAUAGUAUAUCAGUUGGACAAGGCAGUCACCAUGGCUGCUCCCUCAGUGGAGUACACCAUAGGAGGGGUGAAGAUACAGUUUCCUUGCAAAGCCUACCCCUCGCAGCUGGCCAUGAUGAACUCUAUAGUGCGAGGGCUGAAUCAUGGACAGCACUGUCUAUUGGAGAGCCCUACAGGGAGUGGCAAGAGCCUAGCCCUGCUCUGCUCUGCCCUGGCCUGGCAGCAGGCACAAUAUGGUAAGCUUGAACAGGACGGCAGCAGUCCUACAGAGGGUAAGAAGCCAGCUGUCACCACCCCCUGUCAGUGUGCCUGUCAUAGCAAACCCGCCAGUGUCCCAGACAACAGGCCCAAAGCACUAGCCACUGUGGUGGUGGACCUCACAGGCUCACCGGAGGUAGUGAUGGCACAGGGAUCAUCUUCUCCCACAGACCCAGUGCCCCCUCCACCAGAGGAGUACAAGCCCAAGUCUUUAGCCUCUCGUCUGUCUGACAAGCUCCAGACCUCCCUCACCUCCGAGGAUGAUGACUUCCAGCCCGAUAGGAAACGCAUCCGCACCCCUGCCAUGGAGCAGAAGGGUCGUAAGAGGAGGUGCUUGGAGCCGGGAGUGGUGUUUAUAGAUGAUGAGCCAGAAGGAGAGCGGCCAGUGCCUGGAGCACAGACCUGGACUGUGGAGCUGAGUACCCAGGCACAGACUAUAGACCUGCCACUUGAUAGAAACGGCUGUUCCCCCAUGGUGUCCUGCUCUCUCUGCCCCUGUGCCUCAUCCAAAGGCGGCCAGAAUGGAGCCGCGGGGAAGUCUUCAAAGGAGAAGGACAAAGAGGGCAAGAAGAAACAAGUCCCCAAGAUCUUCUUUGGCACUCGCACCCACAAACAGAUCACUCAGAUCGCCCACGAGAUGAAGCGUACGCUCUACUCUUCCGCCCCCAUGACCAUUCUGUCCAGUAGGGACCACACCUGUGUUCACCCAGAGGUGGUGCCUCAUUCCAACCGCAACGAACGCUGCAAGGAACUGCUGGAAGCCAAGAAUGGCGUGUCGUGCCGCUUCAAAAACGGCGUGCACAAGAUGCAGGACCAGAACACUUUGCAGUGGGUCCAUGGUCUCCACCAGGCCUGGGACAUAGAGGACCUGGUUCGGCUGGGGGGCCGGCUGAGGGCCUGCUCCUACUACGCUGCAAGGGACCUCAUGCAGGAAGCCUGUAUCGUCUUCUGUCCCUACAACUACCUACUGGACCCCCUCAUCAGGGAGAGCAUGCAGAUCAACCUGAAGGGUCAGAUUGUGGUUCUGGAUGAGGCCCACAACAUAGAGGACUGUGCCAGGGAGAGUGCCAGCUACACCCUGAACAAACCCCAGCUGCUCUCUGCCAGGGAGGAGCUGGACGGCAUGGUGACCCAUAACAUCAGACGCUCCAACCACGAACCCCUACGUGCCUUCUGCUGCUCCCUGCUCAACUGGAUGCAGGAGAGCUGCAGUGUUCUGGCUGAAAGGGAGUAUGAGAUGUCUUGUAAGGUGUGGAACGGCAAGGAGGUUCUGGGACUCUUCCACACCAUGGGCAUCACUGCUGACACUUUUGCCAUGCUGCAGAAACACCUGGCAGCGGUGUUGGAGAAGGAGGAGCGAGUUGGGCUGGUGAACGGGAGAGAGGACACCGUGGAGGUCCCCACCAUCAGCUCAGCCAGCUCCUCUGUCCUCAAGAGUCUCUUCAUGGUGCUGGACUUCCUCUACAGGGACAAGAGCAGGUUUGCAGAGGACUACCGCGUGGCGCUGCAGCAGUCCUACGCCUGGACCACUGCUCCAGACAUACCAGAUGCUCAGGGCUUCUUCGCCAGGCCCAACCGCCGACGCCACAGUGCCAAGACCAAGACCCUCGUACACACACUCAGCUUCUGGUGCCUCAACCCUGCUGUGGCGUUCUCAGACCUUUCGGACAGUGUUCACAGCAUCGUGUUGACCUCAGGCACAUUGUCUCCUAUGGGAUCCUUCUCCUCAGAACUGGGGGUCAAGUUCUCUAUCCAGCUAGAGGCCAGCCACGUCAUCAGCAAGUCACAGGUGUGGGUGGGUACGCUGGGCUCUGGCCCCCAGGGGAGGAAGCUGUGUGCCACCUUCCAGCAUGCUGAGACCUAUGCCUUCCAGGAUGAGGUGGGAGCCCUGCUGCUCAGGGUCUGCCAGGCCGUUGGAAGGGGAGUGCUCUGCUUUUUGCCCUCCUACAAGAUGCUGGACAAGCUGCGUGACCGCUGGACCAACACAGGGCUGUGGGAGAAGCUGGAGGAGAGGAAGACUGUGAUCACAGAGCCCAGAGGAGGAGGGAAGGGAGACUUUGAUGAGCUGCUGCAGGUGUACUAUGAUGCCAUCAGAAUCAGUGGAGAGUUUGCAGGGGACAGAGAUGGAGCUCUGCUGAUGGCAGUAUGUAGAGGGAAGGUGAGUGAAGGACUGGACUUCACAGACGACAACGCCAGAGCAGUGGUCACCAUUGGCAUCCCCUUCCCUAACAUCAAGGACCUGCAGGUGGAGCUGAAGAUGAAGUAUAAUGACCAGCACUGUAAAGCCAGGGGUCUGCUGUCAGGCUCCCGCUGGUAUGAGAUCCAGGCCUACAGAGCCCUCAACCAGGCCCUGGGCAGGUGUAUCAGACACAAGAAUGACUGGGGAGCCCUCAUUCUGGUAGACGACAGGUUUGGGAACAACCCCAACAAAUACAUCUCAGGUCUGUCCAAGUGGGUGCGUAACCUGGUCAGGCACCACGACACCUUCAGAGGUGCCAUGCAGUCGCUGGUGGCCUUCUCCCAGUGCCAACAGGGGGCAGGAGAGAUCCAUGGAGCAGGGAGCCAGACCUUCAACAGCACCACCGUCCUGUCUCCAGCCAGUCAAUCUAGGCCCAGUCCUAGCCCCAGCUCAGACUGCCUUCUCUGGGCCACGGUGCACCACACUACCACGUCUCAGGUCCCAGAGCCCCACACCCAGCUACAGGGGUUCAGGUCCUGGGUUCCCCCUACGGUCUCUGUCCCACCUGCUCUGUGGCCUCUCCCCACCACCAGCACUGGAAAGAGUGGAAACAUAGGUGACCAGAAGCAGACACAGCAACACCCCUCCACUCAUCCGAACAGUGAUCCCAAGGCCCCGCCCCCGAACAUCUCCACUCCCCUCACCACCCCACGGUCCGUGCACCACCUCUUCACCUCCACCCUUGUGAGCUCCACCCACUUCAAGACUCCAAUCUUCCAGGCCCAGGACCCAAGCAGGCAUCAAGAUCAUCUGGAUGACCCGCCACGGCCUGACUCUGUGGAGGAGGAGGAGAAGAAGAUCCAGGAGAAUGUGAGUCAGGAUCCCUUGAUCCCCUUCCAAGGAGGGAUGGCCCGUGAGGGGCUGGAUGGACCGGUAUCUACCCCUCCCAGCCCGGACCAGGGUCCGGUUCUAGUCCUCUCCCCAGUGGAGGUCCCUGCCAGUUGUGAGCCCAGACAGACCACUGUAGUUGUUGACGAUCCCACCCUGCUAGAGGAAGAGGAAGACCAGAGCAUCUUCUUCACACCUGAGAUGUUUGAUGACGAAGAGGAGGUGGUGGACACCAAGCCUCUCCCCAGGACAGUGCAGGGGAUGAUGACAGGGGAGGGAACUGUGCUUGCGUCCAGCCUUGCUCUCUCUACCGGAACAGCCCAGGCUCUGUCUGAGGACCUGUUUGGCCCAGAGCAGGGUCCCAGGGAGGACACAGAGACAGUCACUACCACUGAUACCAAGAGGGGAGGCGCUCUCGCUCCCUCAGCCAGUAGAGACUGUGUCAGUGUGGGAUGGGAACAGGACAGGCAGCAGGGGAGUAGGAUAGGGAGUGGUGAUGAGGCCCAACAGACCCAGAGACAGGAGGACCAAGGUCAGGGAGAAGGACAGGAGCUGAACCAGGGGGCGACCCAAGGCCAGAGCAGGCAGACAGGCAGCAGGACACACAGACUGUCCAGGUCCAAACAGAAAGCUCCAGAGCCAUCCUCAGGUCACUGCGCUGAGGUCACAAGACCGACCCAGCCAUGGAAAGGGAGAGUUGUUCUUUCCAAGACUCAGGCUAAGAACCAGGACCAGACCCAUGUCAGGUGCAGUCAGAGGGGCAGAGGCAGAACCAAGGCAGGGGUGCCCUUUGCACCCACCUCCAGUCUCCCAGUUCAGCCACAGACCAAAGACCAGAGCCUAGAGGUCCAGGGCAGGACAGCCAGAGUCAGAUCUGCUAGUGUCGCUGGUCCUGAAGAGACUGAGGGAGAGCAGGCUGUCACAGGAUGGAAGGACCAGGCCUCUACCAAGCCUGGGACUAGUAUUAGGGCCAAGACCAGGGGGCCAGAGGACUCUUUCAAGUCAGAAACCAGCAGGACGGCCAGGGGGCAGGAGGAUGUUCCCAAGCCAGAGACCAACAGCAGUAAGGCCAAGGGGCAGGAGGUUACUAGUGUUUUCUGCCAACAGUACAGCAGCAGGGGGAGAUUGAAGACAACAUGCAGAACAGAGGUGAAGAGAUUCAGGGGGAAAGAGGCACGGUUGCCCCCCUCUUGGGAGGGCCUGGAAGAAGUCACGAGCAGCACCCCCGCCACCACAACAGUGCACUUGGACAUUGUCAACCCUAAAUGCGAGGGUAGAGUGUGUGUCCGAGGAAGUCCUGGAGGUGAACCUGAGACUGAGAGUAGCUCCACUGGUCUAGCAAAGGAAGGGCCUGGUAGUCAGAACUCUUUACAGAAAGGCAUCAAGGUGCAGGAUAGAGGGGGCAACAGGGCCUCUCGGAGGAGGAAGGUGCGUUAGGGUCCACUGCAUAGACCAGGUUUGGAGCCUAGGUAUCUGAACAGUAGUGAUGCACAUUGUUUGUAUGUGACAAGACUAAUAUGAUGCACAUCAUGCCAACUCAAGUCUUGUCUUUCAGAGGACUAACAACCACAGACCCUGUUCCAGAGGACUAGACUGUGCUGUGUGUGGGCAGCAGCUACUGCCUGUGGCAGAGGGUACAUUUAAUUCCCACAAAUAAACACAUAUCCUUAUGUCAGUGAUCCUCAAUCAAAUCAAAAGUGGAUGUUGUAACUUGUGACCGUGUACCUUAAAUGAGCUAGGCUUAAAGGCACCAGAGGGUGGGGGGGGCACAGCUGCAGGUCCAGCACACUGUCCAUGCCUCCCACCCAGACCCCAAUGUCCCCCCUACCCCACUGGUGGUAUGGGGGCAUAGCGGCCCUACAGGCCCUCAGAAGCUGUCUUCAGCCUUACAGGGACAACAACACUACAGGUAGACAUUAAAUAAAUCAUACAUCUGACUUUAUCUUUAAUCUUUGCCUAACCUACAGGAAUUAGUUAAUUUGUGAUUUCACUGUGGAAUAAUACAGCCACAUACGAAGAACCUGCUAUUACAGACUUUCCUUGUUCAGGCUUGUUUUAGUACCUCUGGGGAUGACCAUAAAGAGAGGGAAGCACUGUUAUAGGAGCUAAACAUUGCAGUCAGCAAGAUGUUUCCAUAGUUACAAAACCCCUGCUUCAUUGAUGCCAUAAGUCUAUGCUGGGGAGCUCCCCUCUCUUUGAAGUGAGAGUGAGAGAAACCAACCUGUCUGAACGAUGUCCCAACUCUGAAAGGCUCUAACCUGGAUCCACCCAAAUCACUGACUCAAUAGAUUAUUCAGGACAAAAGAAUCCAUGGUGCCUGCUAGAAUCCCCUAGUCACUUUUCCCUUUGACAGUGUUGCUAUCCAAGCCAAAGAAUAAGAAUGAAUCAUUCUAUUUCUCUGAUCCAAGCACCUUUCAUCCAUACAUACAGUACACACUUCCCCAACAGCAUUCUAUAGUUCCGUUGGUAUAUGUAUUUAUAGUCCCUUCAAAGUAAUGAUCCAUUUAAACUAUCUGUCGUUAUAAAACAGCAAUCAGUGUCACUAGCCAAAGAGCAUUUAUACGUAUUCACUUUCCCCCAGGAUUAAGGUGUACGACUUUCUGUGCUGACGAGUGGGUUAAUGGUGUGGCUGGCGGCUGAGGCCUUUGAUGCUGUCUCCCUACAGGCUUUUCUGUGGGUUACUUUGCAUUCAGUUGUUUUGUCCUUUAUUUUCAUUUUCUCUUUCUCUCUCUGAAGCACACACACACACACACACGUACAGCCUACAAUUCUAUCUGGGACCCAGUGGAGUGCUCUGUGACAAGGCUGCUACAGUGUAUAGGUUGUGCCUUCCACAACCCCUACUCUUCCUCUCCUGCUGCUGUGGUAGCAGCUGAGAUCCAGCACCCUCGGGACCCCACCCUGGACCAGGUGAGCCUCAAAGCCUCAACCUUACAGGGAGGGACACAGCACCUUGUACUAGGUGUGCUUGGUCUGGUUGUCCUCUAGCUGGUGCUCCACAGACACAAACAAUUGUUUAUUCCUUAAAAGCAGCCUAUGAAUAAGGAGAGACUAAUAUCCACGCUUUGGGUUUGUUUAGAGCAAUUCCAUGGUAACAGAAUGAGACUCAGAUUUGUCACUUUAAAAUGUAUGUCAAACAAAAACCAAUGACCGCAAAGUUAAUCAACCCAUACAGUUCUGAGCACAAUUUCCACAGAAAAUUCUACAAAAAUACAUUUGCUUGAAGAACAGUGAUGCUAAGAGGAUGCAAAGUUUUUGUGACGGUUUGUGACAUCAUUCUGUUACCAAACUUUGCACCAACCAAAAAUGUUAGCAUUUUCUAACCAAAAACCAAUGGAAGUCAAUGUACCCCAAAUGUCUGCCUCAUAAUCAAGUUAUGAAUCAAGACAGUAAUGUUAACCUGACCAUAACAGGUUGAAUCAGUUGUUGAACUCACAGGUAUAAUUUAUGUAAUGACAUACAUCUUGUUCUGUGCUUAGUACAAGAUGUUAUUUUCUAUCUUCAUAUGUUGCUGUGGGUUUGAAGUGUGUGUUCAGUAACCAAUGUGACAGAUUAACGUUGCAUUGUAACCAAUAUCUGUCCCUCUUCUGUGUUCAGAAAUAUGCUGUAAUUAUUGAACUGUAUGAUGAUGCAAAAUUAAGACUGAAACAUCAUGCCAAUAUCAAUCUAUGGUUGGCAGUGUGUGUGCGCGCAUGCAUACGUGCAUGUGUGAUGGCAUUGUACUGUACAACCUCUUAGAUGUAAAGUCCCCUGUUUUGGGGACCUGCUUGGUUCUAGUACCGGUUCCGACUGACAUUUUCACUUAUAAAUCAGUAUGUGGAUCCCAUAGAUCGAAAUGGAUUGCAUUGAGUGGUAGUCCUGAUUCUCAUGGACACAGGACUAUGUCUCUUCUGCCUGUGUAAGGCAGGAUGUGAAAUCUGACACCACUUGAAGUUGGCAUGUCCCUCCAUUUAAUUCGCUCUUCCGACUGUCCAUCAACUCCUGACUAAACCCUACGUCACGAACAGCCACUAACAAUGCAUAUGCCUGGAAUCCUUACAUCGCAAUUCAGCAGGAGAGAGUGGUUUCGUUGCUGUAGCACAUUCAGAGACCGAUUUAUGGCCAGUAAUCUAAAACAAUUAGAUCAUUUUAAACAAAAAACACUUUGUCAUAGAUGGACAAGAUUAAUAGGAGAUGAAAGGUGAGUUCCUCACGAGUAAUGGAAGCCAAGCUCUGUGAGAAGUUCACAGUGAUGGGGGCAGACGUUUGAUCAAGAGAGAACUUUAGAAAAUAUGCACAUUUUCUCUAACACUAAAUAUACAUCUGUAUUUCACAGUUACAAGCAGUGGUGGAAAAAGUCCCCAAUUUUCAUACUAGAUUAAAAGCUCUGUAAGGCCAUAAGCAAACAAGAAAAUGCUCAUCCAGAAGCGGCGCUCCUA